Molecule: messenger RNA, 959 nt
Organism: Zea mays
Lineage: Eukaryota; Viridiplantae; Streptophyta; Magnoliopsida; Poales; Poaceae
Product: protein ZINC INDUCED FACILITATOR-LIKE 1
Exons: 6
Coding region: 33-500 (155 amino acids)
Biological process (GO): transmembrane transport
Molecular function (GO): transmembrane transporter activity
Source: RefSeq, a predicted model, not a curated record
UCCCAAUUUUCGCCUUCUCACUAUUAACUUGUAUGCAGAGUACUUGCUCUGUUCCACAAUUUGAUUCAGAAAAAAAACAAAUAUUCACCUUUAUUGCAAUCAAACAAGAUAUCAGGGACUUGAAAGUGGCGAAAGAGGAGCAAGACAUUGGGUUUUAUGCUGGUUUUGUUGGGGCUACCUAUUUCCUUGGAAGGGCCAUCAGCGCCGUGCCAUGGGGCAUGUUCGCUGACAAGUAUGGAAGGAAGCCAUGCAUUGUGAUCAGCAUCCUCUCAGUGAUUGUGUUCAACACACUGUUUGGACUUAGCACAACUUACUGGAUGGCAAUUGUGACUAGGGGAUUACUUGGGUUGCUAUGUGGUAUACUUGGACCCAUCAAGGCUUAUGCUUCAGAAGUCUGCAGGAAAGAGCACCAAGCUCUGGGAAUCUCUCUUGUUACAUCUUCACGAGCCAUAGCUCUUGUUAUUGGGCCUGCUAUUGGAGGCUUCCUUGCACAGGGAUAGUGGUCGACAAAAAUAUUUCUAGCAUCAGGAAGGUAAAUUAUUUCUAGUAGUACAAUUUCUAGCAUUUAACUAUUUCAUUGUUUUUAGACGACUAUUAUAAACCUUCAAAAAUUAUGCAUCUAAUUUUCAGGUUUCCAUACUUCCUUCCUUGCUUUGUAAUAUCGUUGCUAGCAGCAGGAUCAUGUAUUGCAUGCAUUUGGCUUCCGGUAUGCCAUAUCAUCUUCCCUAUUAUUUUCUAUCUUGAAUCCAAAUAGUUAGAUCCUCUUAAGAAAAUAAAAGAAAACUCUGACAACCUAUGGAGGUAUGACAUCUCCUGACAUAGCAUGAUAGAGAAGACCUUCUCACCUAUACGGCUAUACCAAGAAAAGAACCGUGCUCCAUCCAUACAAACAAGAUUUGUUAACCCAACAUAAAAUUCACUCCUAUAAAAAUUUGAACUAGAAAGGCUACUAAAGGGCC